AUGAGCUUGAUCUGAUUUUCAAUUGCGUUAUUAAUACUUCUUUUUUUCAAGAUAUCAUAAAAGGCUUCUCUGAGCUUUCUUCAGGAAUUGUAAUUUCUCACAUCGUUGGUGCUAUAAUUAUUGGAGAUGUGAAGUAUCUUCAUCAUUGGUGUUCGCCGUUAUCAUUGUAG
Molecule: messenger RNA, 170 nt
Organism: Racocetra persica
Lineage: Eukaryota; Fungi; Glomeromycota; Glomeromycetes; Diversisporales; Gigasporaceae
Source: the annotation of a GenBank genome assembly